AUGACGCAGUGUAGCGGGGCCAUCACUAGAAUGAGUUCAGGUAUAAUAACUAAAGCACAGCCAGAUGCACAAGAGCGCAACUGUGAACCUGCCCGGUCACCCGGCAGGAGUACAGGAGGAUCUGGAGAUGCACAAGAGCGCAACUGUGAACCUGCCCGGUCAACCGGCAGGAGUGUAGGAGGAUCUGGAGAUGCACAAGAGCGCAACUGUGAACCUGCCCGGUCACCCGGCAGGAGUACAGGAGGAUCUGGAGAUGCACAAGAGCGCAGCUGUGAACCUGCCCGGUCACCCGGCAGGAGUACAGGAGGAUCUGGAGAUGCACAAGAGCGCAACUGUGAACCUGCCCGGUCACCCGGCAGGAGUACAGGAGGAUCUGGAGAUGCACAAGAGCGCAACUGUGAACCUGCCCGGUCAACCGGCAGGAGUGUAGGAGGAUCUGGAGAUGCACAAGAGCGCAACUGUGAACCUACCCGGUCAACCGGCAGGAGUACAGGAGGAUCUGGAGAUGAACAAGAGCGCAACUGUGAACCUGCCCGGUCAACCGGCAGGAGUACAGGAAGAUCUGGAGAUGCACAAGAGCACAACUGUGAACCUGCCCGGUCACCCGCCAUAAUUUGA
Homalodisca vitripennis (glassy-winged sharpshooter) is the source of this 618-nucleotide messenger RNA. Its product is annotated as protein SPT2 homolog. Lineage: Eukaryota; Metazoa; Arthropoda; Insecta; Hemiptera; Cicadellidae. The coding region runs from base 1 to 618 and encodes 205 amino acids. The transcript is spliced from 2 exons. The record is from RefSeq and is a predicted model, not a curated record.